AUGCCUUCAGAGGAUUAUUCAUCAGAUGCCCGAAUUGGGAGCUACAGGCAGCAGGAGAGCCGUUUUGCCGGUUCUUCCUCUCACGACUGGAAGGCCGGGGUUCAGGCCAGGAGCACUGCACCCAUAGGGGCUCCAAAAAAGCCUUCAUCAGGAGGCCUUGCCGGGAUAAUAGCUGGAGAGUCGUCCAUAUGCACUGUGGCACUAGGAAGUGGCCUGAACUACCGUGGAUACAAUGUGGUGGACUUGGCCAGAGAAGCGACAUUCGAAGAGGUCGUACAUUUGCUUUUGAUGGGGGAACUGCCUACUCAAGAGCAGCUCACUGCCCUAAAACAAAAGUUAUGUGAUGCGAGGCAGUUACCACCCCAGGUCCUAGCAGUUCUUAAACUGAUUCCAAAGGAAGCACACCCAAUGGAUGUCUUGAGGACGACCUGUUCCGUCCUAGGGACCCUAGAGCCAGAGACAGCUCCUUCAGUGCAGCAAGUUGAAAUUGCCCUGCGCCUCAUUGGAGGAUUCGCCGGAGCCCUUAAUUACUGGUAUCAUUUCUCCAAUUCGGGUAAAGAGAUAUCUCUUCAGUCGAACCCAGAGGACUCGGUGGCUGUCAACUUCUUAAAACUCCUGCAUGGAGACCCCGAAUUCAAGCCGCACCCCGUCGUUGCGAAGACUCUGGACACUUCUCUUAUUCUCUACGCAGAGCAUGACUUUAAUGCAUCAACCUUUGCAUGUCGCGUAACUGCGGGGACCCGAAGCGACCUCUACAGCUGCAUUUGUUCGGGAAUUGGUACUCUGAAGGGGCCUCUACACGGAGGAGCCAACGAAGCGGCCUUGGAAAUGCUGAUGCCUUUACGUUCAGUCGACAAGGCCAAAAGACGGCUGGAAGAAGCCUUUUCUCGGCGGGAACUGGUGAUGGGUUUCGGGCACCGCAUGUACAAGAAUGGCGACCCUAGGGCCCCCCUGAUGCGGGGACUUGCUGAAGCUCUUGCAAAGGCUAAGCUACCGCACUCUGACCCCAUAAUGGUGCAGGUUGGAGCCUUCAUGGAGGAGGAAAUGCUCAAGAGGAAGAAGAUGCAUCCAAACGUCGACUUUUCUGCAGCGAUUGCCUACAAACAAUGUGGAGUGCCUAUGGCUUUCUUCACGCCCCUAUUUGCAAUCGCACGGACAGCCGGGUGGGCAGCGCACGUUUUCGAGCAGCGGGCAGUUAACCGAUUGAUACGGCCUGCUUCUCUCUACGUGGGACCCGCCCCUAGACCAUAUCUACCGAGAGAGAGAAGAGUUCCUAGCGCCAAGCUAUAG
Cyclospora cayetanensis is the source of this 1290-nucleotide messenger RNA. Its product is annotated as 2-methylcitrate synthase. Gene Ontology annotation, biological process: carbohydrate metabolic process; tricarboxylic acid cycle. Gene Ontology annotation, molecular function: 2-methylcitrate synthase activity. Lineage: Eukaryota; Apicomplexa; Conoidasida; Eucoccidiorida; Eimeriidae. The transcript is spliced from 8 exons. Bases 1 to 1290 code for a protein of 429 amino acids. The record is from RefSeq and is a predicted model, not a curated record. Gene Ontology annotation, cellular component: mitochondrial matrix.